UUUCUGUUCCCUCUCCUUUUAAAGAGAAAGAGCAGCAGCCCAAUCUUCAAAAGCUCAACCGUAACAACACUCUCCUUCUACUACUGAAAAUUUUUGGGCGUUUGGUUUCGUUUCGUUUCUCGGUGCCUUUCCUCUCUUCUCCACAGCUCAGAAACCGGGCUCGGGAUUCGGCAAACAUGGAUGGAGGUGCAGCAUACAACCCUCGGACUGUGGAAGAGGUUUUCAGGGACUUUAAGGGCCGUCGUGCCGGAAUGAUUAGAGCUCUCACCACCGAUGUCGAAGAAUUUUAUCAGCAGUGCGACCCUGAGAAGGAAAACCUCUGCCUAUAUGGGUUCCCUAAUGAACAGUGGGAAGUUAAUUUGCCUGCUGAAGAAGUACCUCCAGAGCUUCCGGAACCAGCAUUGGGCAUUAACUUUGCUAGAGAUGGGAUGCAAGAAAAGGAUUGGCUAUCCCUUGUUGCCGUUCAUAGUGACGCAUGGCUUCUUGCCGUGGCUUUCUAUUUUGGUGCUAGAUUUGGCUUUGAUAAAUCUGACAGGAAACGCCUUUUUACAAUGAUAAAUGACCUACCCACGAUAUUUGAGGUUGUGACUGGAAACGUGAAGAAACAGGGAAAAGAUAAAUCAUUAGUCACAAAUAACAGCAGCAACAAAUCCAAGACGGGCUCAAAAGGGCGAGGAUCUGAAUCAAGCAAAUUUCCCAAGGGGUUGGCAAAAGAUGAGGAUGAGGGAAUGGACGAGGAAGAUGAAGAGGAGCACGGGGAGACCUUAUGUGGGGCGUGCGGAGAGAAUUAUGCGUCGGACGAGUUUUGGAUAUGUUGCGACAUUUGUGAGAAGUGGUUUCAUGGCAAGUGUGUGAAGAUCACUCCUGCAAGGGCCGAACAUAUCAAGCAGUACAAAUGCCCCUCGUGCAGCAAUAAGAGAGCUCGGCCCUGAUAAUAAUCUGUUAACUUUAUUGAUGUUGGAUUAAAGCUAACUUGUAGUCAGUCCAGUGUUAAUCCAUGUUCCCAUCCCACAGGGUAUGCAUUAAAUGCUUUGUCUUGGAACCUUGUUCAUUCGGAUAAUUCAAAGGUUAUGGAAAUGUAUUUUAUGUAGGAACCUGUCGGCAAUGGAGUAUGAAACAUUCUAAUUUAACUUGUUUAAUUGUUUAA
Molecule: messenger RNA, 1147 nt
Organism: Momordica charantia (bitter melon)
Lineage: Eukaryota; Viridiplantae; Streptophyta; Magnoliopsida; Cucurbitales; Cucurbitaceae
Product: PHD finger protein ALFIN-LIKE 4
Biological process (GO): regulation of DNA-templated transcription
Cellular component (GO): nucleus
Molecular function (GO): transcription coregulator activity; histone binding; transcription cis-regulatory region binding
Source: RefSeq, a predicted model, not a curated record